AUGGCGGUCGAUGCAGUCGCGCUGCGCGGAAGCAGCGACGAAUACCUUAACAACCCCUCUACCAACAAGAUCAACAUCGCUCGCCAAUGUGUCUUUGAUACUACUGAGCUGCUCGAAGCCAUUCUUCUUGAGGUCGACAUAUUCACUACACUUGUGGCGUGCACUCGAGUUUCCAAGACUUUCGCCAAUACUAUCUCCAGCUCAAUUGCACUGCAGCGCGCUCUAUGGUUUCAGCCGACUCCUGCGUCGCUGCUCGACCCGGAUACUUCGAAGCUCAAUCCGUUCUUCGUCGCGAGUGGCAAAAACGCCAAUUUCCAUUCUCUAUAUCGAGGUAUUAAAGCUACGCAGAGCAAGACUCCUUUCGGCCCUAAGGAUGGUGACUUCGAACGCAUUCUCGAGUCGACAAAUUGCAUUGCAUUGGAAAAUUUUCCUCCUCGCAAACAUCAAUAUGGCAGCUGGCGUCGCAUGAUUCCGAUGCAAGAUCCGAAUGAAGAAGGACAAGAUCCACAUUGGGUUCUUGACUUCCGACGCGUUCGCCCGGACGUCGCGCCAGGAUAUCUCACGCUGUACCACAUGGACGAGUGUAGUGAUUCUUUGCGUUCGCCUGGAGAUACGACGAUCGCGAUGCAGGGACCUAUGUCUAUCUUCGGUCAACAGAAGAAGCCGCCGACCAUGGAGGAGUUGAUCAUGUUCUCUGCGACAAAUGAGACAAAAGGCAACUGGGAUGAACUCAUCAGGAUCUGGACAGAUGACAGAGAGAAAGACUACCAUGCUUGCUUGGCCCUGAACAAGACUGUCGGCAUAGCACCUGGCAUCCUGAGCUCCAUAGCGUCAGCGCUCGACUUCAUCCUGAGCACACUGACUGAGGAGAACGUAAAGCUUUACUACACGAUACGAUACAAACAACCGAGGAAUUGGGGCUUCAGAAAUGAGUAUGGGACGAAUAGUCAUGCUAAUGCUCAUGACAGCCUGAUCUUCAUGAGCAUUCUCAAAGGCGUUGCAGAUUUGGAGAUAAUUACUCGUCCCGUAGGAAUGCUCCCAAUUUCCAACUGA
Molecule: messenger RNA, 1053 nt
Organism: Pseudocercospora fijiensis CIRAD86
Lineage: Eukaryota; Fungi; Ascomycota; Dothideomycetes; Mycosphaerellales; Mycosphaerellaceae
Exons: 2
Coding region: 1-1053 (350 amino acids)
Source: RefSeq, a predicted model, not a curated record